Darwinula stevensoni is the source of this 393-nucleotide messenger RNA. Lineage: Eukaryota; Metazoa; Arthropoda; Ostracoda; Podocopida; Darwinulidae. The record is from the annotation of a GenBank genome assembly.
AUGAAAACGCAUCGAAAGUUUAUUCCGAGGAUGAGCGACGAGCCACAAACAUGGAUCAGGAUCAGAGCAAAUCGGCUGAAGCUAAGAGACGAAUUCAAUGUGGACGGCGACGAGCUGCUUCGAAGCUUGAGCGACAAGGCCGUCUUCACCCUCCACGAGGAGAAACGGAUUCGGGCGAUAACGGACCCGACGAUGCGAUUUGACGAGCUUUUCCACAUACUCUUCAACAAGAAUCCGCAAAAAUACUUUGAUGUCGUCCUCGAAGCCCUCGAUCACAUUGGAAGGCAGGAUGCUGUUAUAUUCUUACAAGGAGGGAGGAACACCAGCGAUUCGCCUUGUGAUGCUCAGUUCGUGCUUCUCAUUCUCCUGCUGGAUUUUCCCAAGGUAGGGUAA